This is a messenger RNA of Guyanagaster necrorhizus, 525 nucleotides long. RefSeq names its product copper transporter. The transcript has 3 exons. Gene Ontology annotation, cellular component: plasma membrane. Gene Ontology annotation, molecular function: copper ion transmembrane transporter activity. Gene Ontology annotation, biological process: copper ion transmembrane transport. The record is from RefSeq and is a predicted model, not a curated record. The annotation marks the transcript as partial. Lineage: Eukaryota; Fungi; Basidiomycota; Agaricomycetes; Agaricales; Physalacriaceae.
CUUGUUCUUGCGCAUUCUUCGUCCAGUAUGGAUUCUAUGAGCUCGCAGGGAGACACAUCGCUUGCGUCGGGCAUGAUGGUCGCGUAUUUGCAUUUCACACCGGGAGAUAUCCUGUGGUUCCAGGGCUGGGUCCCAAAGAGCGUUGGUGCGAUGGUUGGAGCAUGUAUUGGCCUCUUUUUGUUGGCGCUCAUCGACCGCUGGGUUGCGGCGAUGAGGAGGGUCAUGGAUGGUCAUUGGGCGAAAAGAGCCGAAAUGGCCUAUGCAAAGAAGCACGGUGACUCCUCUUCCGAAGUCGAGGCGCUUAAGCCCAGUACUCUCAAGUCUCUUGCAAUUCGUGCUGCUCCGCCGUUCAUUCUUUGGAAUGAUGUGGCCAGGGGAGUCUUGCAUACGCUGCAGUCCGCCUUGUCUUUCACAUUCAUGUUGGCAGCCAUGACCUUCCAGGUGGGAUUUAUUCUCUCGAUCGUUAUUGGUAUGGGAGUGGGUGAGACAUUGUUUGGAAGAUUUGGUAUCCUCGGAAGCGCCCAU